Vitrella brassicaformis is the source of this 1260-nucleotide messenger RNA. The record is from the annotation of a GenBank genome assembly. Lineage: Eukaryota; Vitrellaceae.
CUCAUUUGACGUUGACCUGCAUCCUCCAGACAAUCACUUCGUCUGUCGAGAUCUGCUAGUGAUCUGCUCAUCGCUGGUCUUUUCUCAAGAGCCGAGAACCCAGAUCCAUCAACAGGGGAGGACGAAGGGGCGAGGGGAAGGAGCAUCGCAUCAGGGAGGGGAGGAUCUCACUCUGGUGGUUGUGGCUUCUUCAUUCCAUGCCCGGCUUCUGGUCGGGCUUUGUCCUAUCGGUGAUAACAGCGUGGUGUCUGCUAUCUCACCUGACGCUGCUCGGCUGCUACGAGCACCACGACGCGCAUCUCGACGACGAUCCCUACACACACAGCAGCAGCAGCAGGAGGGGCAGGGGGGCGAGGGCGAGGGCGAAUGCAGACAGUGGAGUUGUCUGCCCUGUCCUACCGUGGCCUAUACGUAAGUGAUCUCGAGAGGCAAGGAAGGCGCACGCACGGGAACUGCACACGACAUGCGGUUUGUUUGUUUGUGGGUGUCAGAGUCGGUGUUUCACACGGAUUUCAUCACCGAGCUGCCCGAGGUGACCCGCUCGGCCCUGUCGAUGUACCACCUGUUCGAGGGGCUGCCGAAGCUGCGUGCAUUCCUGUUCUUCUCCUCUCUCCUGUCCACUGUCGCUGAGUGGAUCCUCGCUCUGUGAGCAACUCACUCAUCGAACGAAUCAACUACUUGCCCGGGGGGAUGUGCUGCAGUGGGUGGACGGAUGCAUGGUCUUGUGCGUUGGGUGUGGUGUGUGCAGGUAUCUUGUGUGGUGGGUCUUGUGGCGGGUGUUGAUCGGUCCGAUAGUUGGUCUCGUCAAGCUCAUCCUUGUGGCGGUCGUCGCAUACAAACUGCUGCAAGUCGGCAUCCAUUCCAAACUAGGGUGCGCUAGGGGGCGGGGCGGUGCGGCCACAAAACACGGAGGCAGGCGAGGCGACCACACACGAAAGAGUCGUCUGUCUGUGUUGUGGCCUGGCCGUCUAUCUAUCUCAGUGAGAGGAUGGUGCCUGCGAAUAUCUUGGAGCAAGUGGACGAGCUCUUCCAUUGGGUCGACUUCUCUAUCACACACGUGAGGCCGCAACGACACCACGACAGCGAGUGAGGAUGUCAUGUGCACCUCUCCCUCCUUCCGUCACAUGUGUGUGUGCGUCAGCUGUGGGGCGUCGUGAGGCAAAAUGUCGAGCUGAUUGCUCCGCAGAUGGGUUUCGUGUACCGAUUCGGCUGACUGAGGAGAAUAAAUAUUGACGUGCUUUGCUGGGCUGCCUGCUUAUU